This is a messenger RNA of Aspergillus mulundensis, 1455 nucleotides long. RefSeq lists its product as uncharacterized. The transcript has 4 exons. The record is from RefSeq and is a predicted model, not a curated record. Bases 1 to 1455 code for a protein of 484 amino acids. Lineage: Eukaryota; Fungi; Ascomycota; Eurotiomycetes; Eurotiales; Aspergillaceae.
AUGGACCUAAGCCAAGGAUCCAAGUGGUCUUUCGAUGAGGUACAAAAGCUCCAGCAAUUGAGGGAGGAGAAUCCUGAGCUCAGUGAAAGAUGCUUUGCAAAGAAAGUUGAAGAUGACUUCCCGGGACGGUCAGCAGGAGCCAUCCGAGGGAAGGUGCGAAAGAUGAAAGAUAAUCUCAAUCCAUCAGACAUUAAGGAAAUCCUAAGUGUCCCUGAGACUCGUCUACUUGCGGUUGUUAUCAGAAAGCGGCGGUCAUCGUCACCAUCCACACAAACAGAGGGCCCGGAUUCUGGUUCAAAACGGCACUGCAGCCAGGACUUGGGCAGCCGAAGUCCGUCCUUUGAACAAGGGCAACCCUGGCAACCGAGCACACCAUUGCCCAGAACUUCACCAAAUAUAGAGCCCCAACCGUUCUCCCCGAGAAUAUUGCAUUUUGAGUGCGAUGUGCCGCACCCGGCAACGCCGUCUCCAGUCACCCGGUAUGGGUUCCUGAGCAGCAUCGAUCAGCAUGCUCCCUGUUCAUCAAGCACCUACAAUGAUGGUGGUGAUAUAGACUUUGAUAGAAGCGUACGGUUACUCCGGCGGCCAUAUCAACGUGUACAGAGCCCGUCUCCCCGUUCUCGGUUGACCGGCAAUACGGAUACAAGCGGAUCUGAAGAUGACAGUGACUCUGGUCCCCACCGUUCUUUCGGCCCCGUUUACUACUCAAGCAGCUCUGAAGGUGUUCCUAGCUUGGACGAUAGACAUGUCACCGAGGAUCCAGUUCCAUCCGAGGUUGAGGUUAAUUAUAAUCGCGGUAAUGAUCCCGACCACCAAAAUCAAUUGGUGGAAGUUGAGAAUGAUCCUGGGCCGCGAAACGCCCCAUCCAGUGAUAAAGAUGACAAUAUCCCCCGCGACACAAAUUUCAGUAAUCCGGAACCCAUAGACUCGCCACCUUCUUCUAACCCCCCCAGUCACGUUACUCCGUCGAGGACAUUACGUACUACGGCCUACGUGGAUAUAUCCCAGCCGGUCGACAUGAGUGAUUUCGCUUCCAGAAGAACCGAAGCCUCAGUUGCCGGUGAGCUAAGAGGCUCUGUCUUUCAAGGUCACGCUACACGAAACGAUAACCUUCAGGCCAAUGAACCUGGCAAAAUUCCCCCACAGGAGGAUAUUGGAUUACUUACUACAAGGAAAGGGAGGGCGGAACUAGCCAAGGAGCUCGAGGCUGAGAGACAAGCGAAAUUAGUUCUUGAGCAGAAGGUCCUAAGUUUGGAACGCGAGCUCCAGCGAGCCAUUUCCGCUCAGGAGGAGAGCGAAGCGCGUCUUGAGGUGGCAGAAAGCAAUCUACGGAUUACGAUGAUGAAAGAGUCCUCCGUGUCCGAACAACUCAAGCAGCUUCAUAAGUGUAUGAAGAAUCAUGAGGCAGAAUCUAAAGCGAUCUGUGAGUUGGUGGCCCAUAUGGCGAGCCUAUGA